Molecule: messenger RNA, 1224 nt
Organism: Diversispora eburnea
Lineage: Eukaryota; Fungi; Glomeromycota; Glomeromycetes; Diversisporales; Diversisporaceae
Source: the annotation of a GenBank genome assembly
AUGACGAUAGAGAAUACACGUAAACGUGCUCGUUCUUCAGACGAUGAGUCACAACAAUCAAAAAAACAACAAAUUACUUCAAAUAGUUAUCGAACUACGCGUUCAAAAGCUCGACAACAGGAAGCUGCGUCACCGAAUGCUGCUGUUCCUGAGGAAAAACCGAAAAGCAAUAAUGUUAUAAAUGUCAAGCAGAACACCGGUAAUAUUAAAGGUCUAAAUGAAUCAUUAUUACUAAGUAGCGAUGAUGAGUUGCCUAGCGAAGAAUUGGCACUCUCUAAAAUUAUCAAAUCCGUUCCCUCAGGUGGUCGGAAGAAGGGAAAAAAAUCUAAAACGAAGAAACCAAAUUAUUUAAGUAGUGAUGAUGAAUUUCCUAGUGAAGAUUUGAAUAUAAAAAAUAGAAAGAAGGAAAUCACUCAAGAUAAUAAUCAAGGAUCAAGUAAUUCAAAAUUGAAUCCGACGCUCAAUAGACAGGACUCAAACGAAUUAGAUGAUGAUUUUAAUAAAGAUAAUAGUUUGACGAUUCCUGGAGAGCCUAUUUUAGCCAUGGUGAAAAAAUACUAUUAUCCCGCCAGAAUUUUGGAUUACAUCAAAUACGAUAAAUAUAAGGUUAAAUUAUGUUAUGGCUACACGAGAGUCAUUCCACGAAAUAAAUUUUAUACACGUUAUGAAAAAGAAUUCCAGACGUGUGAGUUGGGUGAAAUUAGUAUGGCGCCCGAAGACCCGGACUAUCAUGAUCCUAAACUUAUUGAAACGAUCUGUAAAAAAGAAGAAAUUUUGUACAAAGUUUUGACCGGGAACGAGAAAUCUGCCUGGCGUUACGAUCGCUUUAUCGAGGGUGGAAAAAGUAGGGCUCUCUUGGCCAAGAAAAUUUCACAAGGGCCCUUCAAUUUGAGCGAAUAUAAUAUGAUCGCGAAGGUAUUACGGGGUAUGUUCAUCCCCGAAGUAGCAAAAACCAUCGAUCGUAAACCAAUAGUUCGAGGAUGUAAAAUGAUUUCGGAAGCAUCCACAUCAAUUUUCUAUAAUUAUUCAAAGGACCUUCAACUUCGAUUUUUAAAUGAUGUGAUGCUUCCCGAAGUCAUAAUUCGGUUGAUUAUGGAUGAUGAAGGAGUUGAUUAUGAGGGAGCUGAUAAUAAGAUGUUGAUGGAGUAUGGGGAGGAGAGGUGGGUCGAGGAUUUGUUGGCUGAAAGAAGCAGCUUUCAGAUGGGAAGGGAAAAAUUUUCAUAA